AUGGAAGGGUACGACUGGGCGGAUGUAGCUUCUUAUUUUAUUGCAAGGUUAUGGCGCACCCUGAUCACCUCAUAUACCGCGCUUGAUCUCACCAUGAUUUCAGACCGCCUGCCAGCUAUCGGAGGUCUCGCAAAGCAUAUGGCUGCCAGGCGAAAGUCUACGUAUCUGGCAGGGAUAUGGAAAGACACCAUUAACGAUGAUUUGCUUUGGAUCAUACCGACUACCCUCAAAAACCCGAGACCAAGUCCUCGGACCGCACCGACCUGGUCUUGGGCUAGUGUCGACUCGAGUGUUGAUGUGUGGGACGCAGUGUUUUUCUGGGAUCCCGACCUUGACUACGAGGAAGACUCUAGAGGCCUAUAUGAGCACAAUAGCACCGUUGUGGACUGCCAAGUCACUCCGUCAGGCGUGGAUAAUUAUGGCGGCAUAGCCCAUGGGCUUCUGAGAAUAUCCGGCCUCAUAGUGGAUGGAGUGCUUGAACGAGACACCGUGAUUCGACAUGGGAAGGAGACCACGGUUCACUAUGUCGUUGUGUCAACCGGUCGGUUCCGUAUCGAUGCUGAUUACGCCUUGGACAGCCCUGGACCAGAUCAGGUUCUUCCGGGCGCAGCUAUCCUAUGCCUUAGGAUGAGCUUCAUCCAAGACGGACCGAGUGACAAUUUCAAACUCAUUUCACUGGUUCUGAGGGAAAGUAAGCAGCAACCUGGAAAGUAUGAACGGAUCGGAUGCUUCUUUAUCCAGUCAACCACCCCACCGAACGAUUUGCAGAGAAGCAUGUAUGCGAGUGGCAGCGUGCGUACAGUGGAUAUCGUGUGA
Molecule: messenger RNA, 816 nt
Organism: Colletotrichum scovillei
Lineage: Eukaryota; Fungi; Ascomycota; Sordariomycetes; Glomerellales; Glomerellaceae
Exons: 1
Coding region: 1-816 (271 amino acids)
Source: RefSeq, a predicted model, not a curated record